Molecule: messenger RNA, 354 nt
Organism: Pipistrellus nathusii (Nathusius's pipistrelle)
Lineage: Eukaryota; Metazoa; Chordata; Mammalia; Chiroptera; Vespertilionidae
Source: the annotation of a GenBank genome assembly
AUGCAAAUUGACCCUCACAUCCUUAUGUCACAAGAUGGCUGCCCCACGAUGGCUGCCCCCAUGUCAUCACAAGAUGGCCAGCAAGGGAAGGCAGUUGGUGGCAACCAGUACUGCAGAGGAGGCAGUGGGGGAAGGGGGGAGAGAGAAACAAGCCUGCAGAGGAGGGCAGUUGGGGGUGAUUGGGUCGGCAGGGGAGCAGUCAAUCAGGCAGGGAGGGGCACGGUUAGGGGCAAUCAGGCAGGCAAGCAGUUAGGAGCCAGCUUAUUGAUUUUAGAGAGAGAAAGGGGGAGGAGAGGAAGAGAAAGAGAGAGGGAGAACGAGAGAGAGGUCAGUUGCCUCCCACAUGUACCCUGA